UGCAACCUUCGCUUACUUUGAUCGCAGUCUGAGGUUAGUCGUCAACACGCGUGCUACAAGAAGCGAUGGAUCCACAAGAAUUUCUGUUGGCCAAAAACGAUUUCGAUCUGGAAAACUUCCGGAUCCGGUUGAUCGAGUGCAUUUGCGAGUUGCAAUCUCGUCGGAAUGAGGUUACGAUGCUCAAAUUAAAUCUAGACGAAUCGACCCGAACAAAGACCUCGCUGCAGGAUGAUUUGAAAACCUUCGAGCGGGAGAACGCCGACCUGCGGGAUCAGCUGAAGAUCACGCUGGACGCGUUGAACCAGAAAGAUUCCAUCAAAACGGGCUUUCUGGAGAACGCCGCCCGGCAGAACGUCCAGCUGGAGGCGAUGACCAAUGAACACGAGCGGUUGAACGCCAAGCUGCAAGCGUCCCAGGUGAAGAUCAUGGAGUUGACACGGGACAAUAAUAAACUGCAGGAUCAGCUGAAGGUGCAGAAGACGGCGCGGAAUCAACCGGCGGCGACGGAAGGUGCCGAUAGGAUUUGGAAGGCGAUGGACACACUGAAUGGUCAUUUGCAGAAACUGGAAGAGGAGCACAAGGUUCUGAAGCAAACGGCGGACUCGUCGACUAAAAUUGCCGAAGAGGCGGUGCUCUCUGUUGCCAACAGUAAGGCCGCACUGGAGCAAGUUCAGGCGGAAAAUGGUUCGAUGAAAAAGCAAAUUCUGAACCUGAAAUCAAAGAUACUUUCAUUGAAAUCAAUCAGCGAAAUUGAGGACACGUGCGGCCAAAACUCUUAUUCAAAGUUCGAAGAUCAAAUGAAAAUCUUGACGGAUCAGCUCGACUGCGAACGAGAAACCAACAACAAGUUGAGGAACGAUAUCGCCGCCCUGUUGCUGCUGCAGGAGAGUCUCGCCAAGUCCGGAUCUACGAUCGAGAUUGGUGAAGCUGAUCAAACCUCACAGAAGCCCACGAUGAUCGAUGAAGGAGCUGGAGAGGAAGCGAAACCGAUGGAUGUCAACUGAAUUAAAUCAAAGAUAGGUGUGAGCAAGGUUUGUUGCAAAUAAAUUUUAUUCUUCAUCUUCGGAUUAAUAGUACAAAUUUGGUCGAAGCGGCUUACGGGGGAGUACGCACUCCGUUCAACG
This is a messenger RNA of Culex quinquefasciatus (southern house mosquito), 1124 nucleotides long. RefSeq names its product TRAF3-interacting JNK-activating modulator-like. Bases 66 to 1004 code for a protein of 312 amino acids. The transcript is spliced from 6 exons. The record is from RefSeq and is a predicted model, not a curated record. NCBI's taxonomy places the organism in Eukaryota, Metazoa, Arthropoda, Insecta, Diptera, Culicidae.